This is a messenger RNA of Oncorhynchus keta (chum salmon), 5576 nucleotides long. It is a transcript of the gene dlg2, whose product is annotated as discs, large homolog 2 (Drosophila). Bases 817 to 3876 code for a protein of 1019 amino acids. Gene Ontology annotation, molecular function: kinase binding. Lineage: Eukaryota; Metazoa; Chordata; Actinopteri; Salmoniformes; Salmonidae. Gene Ontology annotation, cellular component: neuron projection; neuromuscular junction; postsynaptic density membrane. The record is from RefSeq and is a predicted model, not a curated record. Gene Ontology annotation, biological process: chemical synaptic transmission. The transcript is spliced from 29 exons.
CUCCGUGGCUGUAGAUUUGUAAAUAAAAACGUGGUGAUGUGACACAGCAAAUAAGAGGACGAGGAAGUUCCAGAUAUUUCGCAAAUAAUAUAUGAAAUGUGUAAAAUAGACGGGUUAUUGCAGAGACAUUCCUUUUACAGCAAGAUCAGCCAGGCAGGUCAUCACAUGGGAGCGCCAUUGACUCAAUGCCAGCAUCAAACUGCACGGACAGUGAUAGAAACGCGGAAAAUCUCGCUGAGCCGGGCUCAAGAAAAGUUUGUCAAUUGAGAGAAUAUACCGACCGACCACUUAGCCUAGGCUGUUGUUCAUGUCCGUGACAUUAUCCCCUGAUGACUGUCUGUAUGUGAACAUCGGAACGCCUCCGCUACAGCCGUUGCACCUGUCUGCACAGCAGCAAGCCUUCAUCGGAACCAUAGCCCACACACUACAGACAAGACACUUUUCACAGGAUAACCGACAAUAGGAGGAUUUGGAAUUUUAUUUAUUUACUUGAACACUUUCGGGCUGAAUUGCAUCCCGGCGAAGCAUUGGUUAGGCUACAUAUUUGCUGACGAUUAAUUGAACAAGCAUGCCGAACUACAUGGCAAGUAUAGUUUUUGUUUGUGGCCUGUUUUGCCCUAUGCUAUAGUCUAUUAUUUUAGACUAGCCUACUGAUUCUGUUGGAGCAAAAGCCUAUAGAUUUCAAAACUGAACCUAAGGGCACACACAUUAUAGCAAAACUAAUUCGCUAAUGAUGUGGUUUCCUACCUAGCGGUUACAACUGCCGGAAACAUUUUUUAAUGGAGUAAAUCACCAAUACGGAUCCAGGAUUCAACUAUGCCUGUAAGAAAAAAAGACACAGCUAGGGCCCUAGGCCUUUUGGAAGACUACUGUGCUAAACUGAGGAAGCCAGAGGAACAACAGCUCAAAACUGCCAUUCAGAGAGUGAUGGGGGUCCUCAAAAGCAGCCUGUUCCAAGCACUGCUUGACAUCCAGGAGAUCUAUGAGGUGACGCUAUUGAACACCCAAAAGAGCUGCGAGCAGAAGCUGGAAGAGAUCAACCACAUGGCUGACAAGUGGGAGCAAACAGGCACGGGCUUCCCCACCACGGUGCUACAACAUUCCUGCCCAACAGAGAUGAGGGAGCGGAGCAGCUCGGAGCCCAGUAGGAAGGUGCAUACCGAGAUCAGUGUAAAAGUCUCUGAACAGUAUCGUUAUGAAGAUGAGGACUCUCCGCCUGAGCACGGGUUCCCGCGGCUGACCAACGAGGUGCGCGCCCCUGAGUUGGUGCACGUGUCGGAGAAGAACCUCUCAGAGAUUGAGAAUGUGCAUGGCUACGUGUCCCACUCCCAUAUCUCCCCGCUCAAGCCUGCACUGGUUACCCGUUUUGAUCUUACAUACCCGACUGCAGCAAACUACCUGGCGAGUCCCGCCCCAAUAAUUGUCAACACGGAUACUCUGGAGUCUGUACCUUACGUGAACGGGACAGAAAUUGAAUAUGAGUUUGAAGAAAUCACGCUAGAGCGGGGGAACUCAGGGUUGGGCUUCAGCAUAGCUGGAGGGACAGAUAACCCCCAUGUCGGCGAUGACCCAGGGAUCUUCAUCACCAAGAUCAUCUCUGGUGGCGCGGCAGCAGAGGAUGGCAGGUUAAGAGUGAAUGACUGCAUCCUGCGGGUGAAUGAUGCGGACGUGUCCGAGGUGUCCCACAGUAAGGCUGUGGAGGCACUGAAGGUGGCCGGCUCCAUCGUCAGCCUCUACGUUCGCCGGAGGAGACCCAUGCUGGAAACUGUCAUUGAGAUCAAACUCAUCAAAGGACCAAAAGGGCUGGGCUUUAGCAUCGCAGGAGGGGUGGGCAACCAGCACAUCCCGGGGGACAACAGCAUCUAUGUAACUAAGAUCAUAGAUGGCGGUGCAGCACAGAAGGACCAGCGCUUGCAGGUUGGAGACAGGCUGCUUAUGGUGAACAACUACACUCUGGAAGAGGUCUCCCACGAGGAGGCAGUAGCCAUACUGAAGAACACGUCUGACGUUGUCUACCUGAAGGUGGGCAAGCCCACCAGUGUUUACUUAUCAGAUCCCUAUGGGCCACCUGAUAUCACGCACUCGUUCUCUCCAGCAAUGGAAAAUCAUAUCUCUUCCGUGGGAAACAACGGCACUCUGGAAUACAAGUGCAGUCUUCCCCCCAUGCCCAUCUCCCCCGGAAGGUACUCCCCCCUCCCAAACCAACUACUCGGGGAAGAGGACAUAAACAGGUUGGAUGGUUUUUCCUUCUUACGAAAUGCCUCAAUAGAUGACGGAGAGGGUCACAGGUUUGAUUCGCAGCACUUCCAGUUGAGGCCUCCUGAGCCAGUUUACAGCACUGUGAACAAACUGUGUGACAAAACACCUUCUCCCCGCUGCUAUUCCCCCAUGGAGUGUGACAAAAGCCUCCUCCACUCCAUACCCUUCCCUCACUAUCACUUAGGCCUGCUCCCUGACUCCGAGAUCACCAGGGAUCCCAGGAGGAUGGUCCUCCACAAGGGCUCCACAGGCCUGGGAUUCAACAUCGUGGGCGGGGAGGACGGAGAGGGCAUCUUUGUCUCCUUCAUCCUGGCGGGAGGGCCCGCCGACCUAAGCGGAGAGCUGCGGAGGGGAGACCAGAUCCUGUCGGUUAAUGGCAUCGACCUACGCGGGGCCACCCACGAGCAAGCGGCUGCAGCACUAAAGGGGGCGGGCCAAACGGUCACCAUCAUUGCCCAGUACCGUCCCGAGGAACUUGCUUUGUGCUCCCCGCGCCGGGCCCCUUCGCCAGCACCAGAGUACGGGCGCUUCGAGGCCAAAAUCCAUGAUCUGCGGGAACAGAUGAUGAACCACAGCAUGAGCUCUGGGUCCGGAUCCCUCCGAACCAAUCAGAAACGCUCCCUUUACGUCAGAGCACAGUUUGACUAUGAGAAGGCCAAAGACAGUGGCCUCCCUAGCCAAGGCCUCAGCUUUAGAUACGGGGACAUCCUCCACGUCAUCAAUGCCUCAGACGAUGAAUGGUGGCAGGCCCGAAGGGUGACCCCCGAUGGGGACAGCGAGGAGAUGGGGGUCAUCCCCAGCAAGAGGAGGGUUGAGAGGAAAGAACGAGCACGUCUAAAGACAGUGAAGUUCAAUGCCAAACCUGGAAUGGAUUCAAAAGGGUCAUUCAAUGACAAGCGUAAAAAGAACCUCAUCUUUACACGAAAGUUCCCAUUCUACAAGAACGAGCUGGGUGAGCAGGAUGGCAGUGAUUCCGAACGGAGUCAAGAGGACAUGAUUCUCUCUUAUGAGCCUGUCAUUCGACACGAGAUUAAUUACACCAGACCCGUCAUAAUCCUUGGACCGAUGAAGGACAGAAUCAAUGACGACCUGAUAUCAGAAUACCCGGACAAAUUUGGCUCCUGCGUGCCGCAUACCACUCGAUCAAGGAGGGACUACGAGGUCGAUGGGCGGGACUACCAUUUUGUAAUGUCCAGAGAGCAGAUGGAGCAGGACAUCCAAGAGCACAAGUUCAUUGAGGCGGGCCAAUACAACGACAAUCUCUACGGAACCAGUGUUCAGUCGGUCAAAUAUGUGGCUGAGAGGCAGGGUAAACACUGCAUACUUGACGUGUCGGGGAAUGCCAUUAAACGACUACAAGUAGCACAACUCUAUCCCAUUGCCAUCUUUAUAAAGCCCAGAUCCAUCGAUUCAUUAAUGGAGAUGAAUAAGAGGCUAACAGAAGAGCAGGCCAGGAAGACAUUUGACCGGGCCAUGAAACUGGAGCAGGAGUUUGCCGAGUUUUUCACAGCCCUUGUUCAAGGGGACACCUUAGAGGAAAUGUAUAACCACUGCAAAAUGGUGGUAGAGGAGCAUUCAGGACCCUACAUUUGGAUCCCGUCAAAGGAGAAAUUAUGAGAACACACCACUUUGGCAGGGAGAUUGGACUGCUAGAAACAAAAUACUUUGUAACUUAUGAUCAAUUGUAAUGGCAAUUUAUAUUGUUCCUAAUUAUAGCCAAUUAAUAUUCUUUUUUUUUUGUUAUUGUUCUUUUUUUUCACUUUCAAUAUGAAUGUUCCUGAAUGUACACCACAAAGUUCAAAAAAACAUUUUUGGCCUAAAAAAUGUUACUGUUUGUAUAUUUAAUGAUUUUUAUUUUUAAGAAAAUGUUAAGGAAAUUAAAUAAACAUGGGCAUGUGUUCACCUCGACUGCGUGGAAUUUCAAAUGAAUUUUAGAAGAUGGCAGAUACAAGUCAUUGCCACACCAACAAAGGAGGAGGGGAAGGAAAUAAUAUCAGCUUCUUUUGCUUUUCUCCACCCAACAGCUAGCACUUUGUGUCCUCUGACGCUCACCUCACAUCAAUAGUUGACAUUUUGUGUGACUUGCAUCUAUGCACUCACAUGGCCCUUGGACACAGUUCAUCAUACUCCUGCUAUUUUUACAUUGUUAUUUUGUAUUCAUUUUAUUAUGUUGUGAAUCCAGAUUUGUUGGACAUUUUAAAAUUUGAAUAAGAAUUUAAACUUUGUUUAUUUUGCGGAUUCUUUCAUUCUUUCAUUGUUGAGAUGCUUUGAGGGCACAACAGCACAGAAUAUUUAUUAUAAAGAUGUAUAACUUUGAUUAAACAUUUUAUUUGAAAAGGGUAUCUUGUUUGACAGUGCAAUGUUUAUUUGGUGAUGCUGGGCAAAUGGAAAACUACUCGUCAAGAACUUGGGAAUAUAAGGUUCUAUCUGCAUUCUUGUCAAUUAUUGACAGCCUUGUUCUGUUCAAUUAUCUACCUAUAUAGCACAAUUAAUUUUAAAUUCAAAAGAAUACUAUAUAAAUUGCUGACACCAUUCAAACCAAUUAGGGUUCGUAACAUUGAAGCCAAUUAUCUCACUCAUAUUUUUGCAGAUCGAACCUUAGAGUCCCAAGUCCUUUGAGGACUGAUAUUAAAUGCACUGUGGUGGGCCCACAAGUCUAAGGCCGUAUUCACAAAGAAUCCUAAUGUGAAGAAUUGCUCCCAAGGCUGCGUUUACACAGGCAGCCCAAUUCUAUUUUUUUCCACCAAUCACAGCAGCUCUUUUUCAGACCAAUAAGUGAUAAAUCAACAGAAUUGGGCUGCCUGUGUAAACGCCUAUGUGGCAUAGUUCAGAAAUUACACUGUUUUAAAGCAUAUUUAUUUUCUCCAACUUUCAGGCUUCUCAUGAGUUUGAUACUUUAUUAAUUACGGUCUAUCAGAAGUUCAAUGGUCCUUACAUUAUUUCAGAUGUUUUAUACUGUUCUAAUUUGUGGAAUAUUAAGGUAUCACAUUGAAAUAAUCAUCACCUAUGAAGAUACUGAUUGCUCAAUGGCACGGACUGGGGUGACUUUGGAGAUACGCACACACUUGUAGUGCAGAACCAGAUGAUGUGGUGCGCAGUGAAAUGAGAAUAUGCCCCUAACGGCCCUGCUACACUAUAGCCAUGGGACGUCUGUUAUUUCCGUCAGCCAUUGUGGAAAUGCUCCCUUUGAAAUCAGUGAAAGCUGCUUCACUGCCUGUGUAGAGCUGGCGUAGCGUCACGUCCAAUGGCCAGUGUCCAAGCUAACGCAUUCAUUCUAUCUUGUGAAUUGAAAUAAAGUUUAUUUUGGUUGCAUAUGG